Molecule: messenger RNA, 2495 nt
Organism: Helianthus annuus (common sunflower)
Lineage: Eukaryota; Viridiplantae; Streptophyta; Magnoliopsida; Asterales; Asteraceae
Product: xyloglucan glycosyltransferase 4
Exons: 4
Coding region: 201-2204 (667 amino acids)
Cellular component (GO): Golgi apparatus
Molecular function (GO): glycosyltransferase activity
Source: RefSeq, a predicted model, not a curated record
UUCAAGAUCCAAAUUCUCCAAUCAUGACUCCUCAAUUUCAACACCCUUAAACAACCCACAAUCCAAAUCCUCAUCUUUUUGCACAAAAUCCAUCUUGGGUUUUCAGUUUCUCGCUAGUCCGUGUUUCUGUAUUUUUAUAUAGAAGUUCUGCCGUUCUGAAAAAAAAAUCUGGGUUUUGCAAUAUUAUUAUCAACAACAACAUGGCACCAAGCUCUGUAGUGGUCACAAUUGACAAACCAACCAACAUCUCAUUAGUAGAACUAACCGAAUCCGACAUGUUGUUCGAAAAACAGAAACCCACGUCCACGAAGCAGUUUUCGUGGACUUUGUUGUUAAAAGCUCACAGAAUCGUGUGCUUGUUUCCGUACCUCGCAAUGUUACUUUCAAAAACUUUGGUUACUGUUAAGAAAAGGAUUGCGGUUGCGAAUUCAGGAACCACAGAUGAAGUUGUGUACAAAGAACGGUUGAUGUACAAGUUCAUCAAGGUGUUUCUUGCGAUUUCGGUUAUUGGGUUGGUUGUGGAAUUUGUUGCUUAUUUUCAGCAAUGGGAUUUGAAUUUUAUUCAUGAGUUUAAUCCUACAAAUGUUAUGGGAUUGUUGCAUUGGGGUUACAUGUGUUGGGUAUCAUUAAGAGGGGAAUAUGUUGCUCCAUUUAUCAUGAUGUUGUCUCAGUUCUGUGUUGUGUUGUUUAUGAUCCAAUCGCUUGAUCGGUUUAUACUCGGAAUUGGGUGUUUUUGGAUCAAGAUUAAGAAGAUUAAACCGAAGAUUGAUGAAAGUUAUGAUGUUGAAGAUGCUGACUCUUUCCCCAUGGUUCUUGUUCAGAUCCCCAUGUGCAAUGAAAGAGAGGUGUAUGAACAAUCAAUUGCCUCUGCUUGUCAACUGGAUUGGCCCAAAGACAGGAUCUUGAUUCAGGUUUUGGAUGAUUCAAGUGAUGAAAUAUUACAAGUUUUGAUCAGAAAUGAAGUUAAUUCAUGGAGAGAAAAGGGAAUUAAUAUUAUAUACAGACACAGAUUCAUAAGAACAGGCUACAAAGCUGGAAAUCUUCACUCAGCUAUGCAAUGUGAUUACGUAAAAGAUUAUGAGUUUGUCGCGAUUUUGGAUGCAGAUUUCCAGCCCAACCCGGAUUUCCUGAAACUCACAGUCCCUCACUUUAAGGGAAAACCAGAUGUGGGUUUGGUUCAAGCCAGAUGGGCCUUUGUAAACAAAGAUGAGAAUUUACUCACAAGGCUACAAAACAUCAACUUGUGCUUCCAUUUUGAGGUUGAACAGCAAGUCAACAGCCAUUUUCUCAGUUUCUUUGGGUUCAAUGGGACUGCUGGUGUUUGGAGGAUUAAGGCGUUGGAAGAAUCCGGUGGCUGGCUCGAAAGAACCACAGUUGAAGAUAUGGACAUUGCGGUUCGGGCCCAUUUGAAUGGAUGGAAGUUUGUUUAUUUAAAUGAUGUUAAAGUCCUUUGUGAGUUGCCCGAGUCGUAUGAAGCAUACAAAAAACAACAACAUCGAUGGCAUUCGGGUCCUAUGCAGCUCUUUAGACUUUGUCUUCCGGCUAUCCUUAAAUCUAAGAUAUCGAAAUGGAAAAAGGCGAAUUUGAUCUUCUUGUUCUUCCUAUUAAGGAAGCUAAUUCUACCAUUUUACUCGUUCACACUCUUCUGCGUGAUCCUACCAUUAACAAUGUUCAUACCCGAAGCCGAAUUACCAAUAUGGGUCAUAUGCUACGUACCCGUAACCAUGUCCAUUUUAAACAUCCUCCCUGCACCAAAAGCAUUCCCUUUCCUAAUGCCAUACUUACUAUUCGAAAACACAAUGUCGGUCACCAAGUUCAACGCCAUGGUUUCGGGCCUGUUCCAGCUCGGAAGCGCAUAUGAAUGGGUGGUCACAAAAAAAACAGGCCGGUCAUCCGAGUCCGACUUGUUAGCCUUCGCCGAGCGAGAGUCAAAGAGUUUAAAUGAGGAAAAAAUCCAAAGAAGGUUGUCCGAAUCCGGGCUCGAAAUGCUCGGGAAGUUAAAAGAACAAGAGGCUCCCGCGGGCCCCAAAAAGAAGAAGAAGAACCAGAUAUAUCGAAAAGAACUCGCAUUGGCGUUUUUGCUGUUGACCGCGGCUACAAGAAGUCUUUUAUCGGCCCACGGGGUACAUUUCUACUUCUUGUUGUUUCAAGGGCUUUCGUUUCUCGUUGUCGGUUUAGAUUUGAUCGGCGAGCAAGUGGCGUAAGUAGUUUUGCUCGAAAUCUUGCGGGAGACGAGGUACCCGUCAUGUUCGGGUUCAGUUUCGGGUUCGGAUUGGGCACGGUUUGGUUUAACAGGACUGUGCUAGUGAAUAUAGCAUGAUACUUGAGUAGAGUUGAAAUUUUUUUUGUUCUUUUAUAAAAUAAUCCGAAUUGGAUGAUAAUAGGAGGGAGUUGUAUACAUUUCACGUGUAAUUUAUAUACAUAUUUUUAUAUUAUAUUGAACUCGUUUAGUAAUGGUCCUAAUGGAUAAUUGACACAUUUUUUUGUUAUGGUUA